CAGAUUUGGGGCUCUAUGGUGGAAAAUUCUUACUGAAGACAGGCACAAUUCUGUCAACGCCAAGACAAAUUUACUCUUCAUAAAAUGACUGACAGACGAUCUUCUCAGGCGGAGAAAAAAAUGGAAUAUAAGAUGCUUUACUGAAUAAAUGAAGUAUGCAGGGGAGCAGAAGAGGCAAAGGAACACCAAGCAAGUUGAAUGGAGUUUAUACCAUUAGAUGUAAUUUGACCUCUCAAAUUUGUUGGAGGGCAAAUUGCUUUUAAUGGGAUCACAUCGCAUCAGAAGGCAACAGACCAGAGAAAUCGUCCCCCCCUCUCUCUCACUUCAGGGCAUGGUGAUGUAAGCUUUAUCAACAUGACUUCAUACAAAUGAUCAGUGAUACUCACAUGAGACAAGGACUGUACCGGGGAUAAAUUUAAUUCACAUGGCCCUAUUCUGCUCAUUCUCUGUUUUAUUCUACAAGGGAGAAUAUUGAUCUCAUUGUCUUGCAUAUACUUGAGUGUUGAAAUAUGCUGACAUUUUUGUUCUUGCAAGCUGUAAAGAUCCUCAACAAACAGUCAAGUUUAAUAAUUUGUUUUUAUAUUGAUUGCACGGAUGAUGGAACUCUUCAAUUUGGCGUCUUUGUGUUAUGACAUGUUUGGAAAUGCAUCUUACAAGGUAAUUUGAGGCUGCAUUUCAAGUGAAUUUCUUGCUAAGGAAUGAGCAUAUCCAUGUUUGGAGCACGAUUUGGCUGGUAUGGUAAUGUGCUUUGCCACGAUUGAAUAUCUUUGACUCUACAAUUAUUUAGAUGAGGUUAUAAAGUGACACUGUUAUCGACACCCCAAGCCAAUGACAAGAUGGGUGAUUCUACAGCGUGUCUCAAAUUCCUAAUGGUAGGCAAAAGAAUGUACAAAGACUGCAUUUUGGAGCCAUUUUGGGUAAUCCCACACCCUUCUUGAAAGGAACGCAGACAUGCUCCUGCACAAAUCUCUCUCAUCCAUCGUCAAUGAGAAUGGCCCAAUUAUUAAGUCUGCUAGAGUAAUUCAUGCGGAUCUCCGUACAACCUGAUCGAAAUACUGAUAAAAUUCCAUAAAAACAACUCAUAUUUAGAGAGUAAUUGGAAUAUCAAUGAAAACAUUGCAUGCGUGGAGUGACUCACGUGGCUUUAAAAUCUUUAUUAAAUGACACAAAUUUAAGAUAAAAGGUAAACUACUCAGGGAUUCUCCCAGUGAAAGAGUAUAAUAAAGCACAGUUUGGAGCAGUCUACAUCUCAGAUGGUUAUUUGAAAAUUGUGAAAAGACAACGACAGUCAGGAUUCAGGAAAGCAUUCUCAUGACUGUCACAAUGGUUUAAAGCGCCUAGAUGAAUGAACAUUGUGUAUCUAUAGGAUAAUAAGGUCACACUUUCAAUAUGGAUGAUCUACUAAACUCAUCCAAUCAACAUAAUCCUGAAUCAGAAAACUUGUUAGGUCCUGCACUAAGCUACACUUUAGGAACCUUGAUGAUUCUAACAGCAAUUGUAACUAUCCUAGGAAAUCUACUUGUUAUAAUCAUAAUCAUGAGAUCACCUAAGAUCCAGACCAUUACAUCAGGAUUCCUGCUCAAUCUAGCCAUCGCUGAUCUCACCACAGGAAUCCUCCUACUUCCCUUUGCAUCGGCUGUCCAUGUUUAUCAAGGGUGGAUCUACUCCGAAGAAUGGUGUGGGAUACUGGGAUUUGUGUACCUCGUUGUCGGGAUCGUCUCAACAUGGACUCUGGCGAGUCUGAGCAUGGAGCGGUACAUUGCCGUCAAUCAACCUCUGAAAUACCAUCAGAUGCUUACCAAGUCACGAGUGUGGAUCACCAUACUCCUGAAUUGGGGAUUUGCCGUGUUCAUGGCAACAGUGCCAUUCAUGUCCAGCAGCAACUACACUUAUCUUCCCACAUACGGAUUCUGUCUUCCAGACUUCUUUGAAAAUGGAGUAGCCUCAAUAAUCAUACUGACAACAGGGAUAUGCUUUCCGUUUGUAAUUAUGUGUUUGGCUUAUAUUUCAAUUGGACGUGUGGCAUGCACUCAAGCCAGGAGAAAAGUCAUAGAGUGUAAUGAGGAUCACUGUGUCUAUGUCACGCCUAAAAACAAGGAUUAUCGAGCAGCAAAGAUACUAGCAGCUUUGGCAGGUGUAUUUGCUAUCUGCUGGCUCCCUUUCACUUUCCUGUGUAGCUGGGAUACGUCUGGUCAGCACAGUGUACCACCCCUCCUUACAUCUGUGGCAUUUUGGUUCACAUUACUCAGCUCAGCCAUCAAUCCUUGGCUCUACUCUAUCCUAAACCGGACCUUCCGAGCAGCCAUGCGACAGCUCGUCAUGCAGGCUGUGCACAAGCUACCACUCCUGCGUAACCACUUCCGCGUGGGUCCAGAAGCAGCAGCCACGGCGCAAGGAGGAAACGCUAGUCUCGAGAUGACAGAGUGCAGGGACACGCAGGGCAAGGGGAACCGCAGAAGUGGAAGUCAAAAAGAAAAUGAUGAUACGCACACCAACGAAAGGACUACUCAUUCCUCAAGCAUGUCUAAGAAACAAGUUGAGGAAGGCCAACAAAAGAUACAAUCAUCGCAGCAUAUCACUGCUGUACAAGCAACAAUUGAAGUCGGGGAAACGGCAGAAGUUUAAUCAUUCCAAUAAACCCUAAAUGCAGCUUGAUAACGACAAGAAAGCAAGGUGAUAGUGUCCCAUUGAAUUCAAAUAGUAUACAAAUAAUGAAUGUUUAUGAGUGCAAUGGACAGAAUACUUCAUGAGGUGAAAUAUGAAAUGAUCCAUUCAAUGAGGCAUAGCGAAGUUAUAUAGAUCAUUCAUUUCAUCUUUCAGCGAAUGAAGUACUUUGUCCAUUGCACGAAUGAUAAAAACAUUCAUUAUUUGGUUUAUGUGACACCUAAAAAUAGAUUCUUUUUCAUACGAAAUUUAUGAAUUUUGAUGCAAAAUAAUUAUGUUCAUGUAGUGCGAUCUCGGUCUGUUUAUUGUCGAGUACAUACAACAUGCACGCUGCAUGAAUGGAUUUACUUGUGGUGCCUGUAGUCUCGGUGCGCGUGCAAUGGACAAAAUCGUAUGGAUCCAAAAUUGCACAAUGAAUGGAUCCAAAAUUGCACAGUUGAUGGCGUCAUUGUAAAAUGGACUGAAUGAUCGAUAUCAAACAACCAAUCAAAUGACAAGGAUCUAUCUAGGUAUCAUAUAAAAUGAAUUAUUUAUUAAACCUCUGACUACUAUUAAAAUUAUGUAAUUCCCAUAGGCUUUGUACAAGGACAAAUGAGUUUCAGUAUAGAGACAGGUCGAAAAAAAAUUGGCAGACAAAAUAGUUAAAUCUAAAACUCAUACAUUCCUCAGGAUUAACAGGUGAAUCAUACAACUGUCAUUUUCAUCAUUUUUAUAUUUUACUAAUUAGAGCAUAACUCUUUCAGAUCAUUACGGAAACUAUACCAAGUAUUGCACUCUUGAAUAAAAUAACAAGGUGACUAAUCAGGUGCAACUAAUAUCAAUUAUCAUGUAUAUUUUUUUUUUUAGUCAAAUGCAACUGAAAAUAGUAUUGAUUUAAUGAAUAUUAAAAAAAUAAAAUAUUCUCAAAUUAUUGUUGCACCUAGUUGAUUCUUUCACCUUAAAAGAUUUAAAUCAAUACACACAGUUUUUUUGUUGAGUGCAUGAAUAAAUAAAAUGUUUAUUGGUGACAGACAAUUCAGAAAUUAUUGAAAGCAGAUAUCAUUUUUAUGUGUUAAUAUCUAUCAGAUGUGCUGUAAGAUUUCUUUUAUUUUUCUUCAAAUUAUACAUGUUCUCUCUGACAGUCUCUUAAAUUUCCAAAUUUUCUUAUUCUGUAGCAAAUUGUUAUACUGUAGUUGUAUUUAAUAGCAGAUUCAUCAGCAGCUUCAUCUCUUCCUAAAUAGCCUACAAUUUACUUUUUUGUUCUUUUAAAAAACAAAAAAAGAAAGAAUCGGUACAGGAUAAAAACUCCAACCCCCUCCCUCUUUCUCUCUCCCUCUCCCCCUCCCUCUCUCUCACCACCUCCCCCCCCCCCCCAUCAUCUCUCUUAUUCUAUCUCUUACUUCAGUUAAAGAAUACAUGAAGAAAACCAGUUAUCCUUAACUUGAUCACUGCUUGGCCUGAUGAAUUAAUUUCACAUGUAACAGAGUCUGUACCCACUCCAGCACAGAACUCUAUUCCGUAUUUUGCUACAAAAUUGAUUAUGUGUACACUGAACAGAAUAUCCAAUUGCCACUUGACUGUAGAUGGUGGUCAAUCUCCCUCUCUACACGCAGUGUAAUGUCGGAAAAGAACAAACACUUCACCGAUUUAAUUGCUCCUUUCUUUUAUUUUAUUUUGUGUCAAUGUGGGCUUUCUAAAAAUAUCGGUCCUCUUCGCAUGUAAUUGCAAGACCAGCUUAGCCAGGGCCAUAUAAUAGACCAUUAUCCACAUCUAAGUUUUAAAGUCAAUUACAUACUGUCCUCAUACAUAUGAUUUAUAUCAACCUCGCCGGCUAUGCCUGCCGUCUAUAUGAUUUAUUCUGAGAAAAAAGUGAGAUGCAAAAGAUAGGGAUCGUGGUUUUAAUAAAUCUGACUAAAUAUCAGUAUAUUUCUUGUGAAUAAUCAUGAUCAAUAGGGUUGAGCACUGUACAGUAUGAUGUUUGGAUUCAGUGACUUUGCACUUGCUCUAGCAACAAUGGCUGCUUUCAAGUUCAAGUUUGGUGUUGAGUUUUUGGUGAAGGCAUUGGGCCUAUUGUCACAUCAGCACAGGACCAAACUUAAAAAUGAUGCUGGUGGUUGGAUGAACUUCACUACAUGUAGGUGUUGAGCUACAUGUAAGGUCCACUAUGUGAUUUUGAUUUGUAAUUUUGAUUAUUUUUCUAAGAUUUUGAAGCGCAUGAAUGUAAUCUAAAUUGUGCAACAUUGACGCCAGCACUUACAGUACACUGAAUUUGAAAUCACCCAAUUUCUCCUGCAGUUUGAUCUUUGAGCUUCAAAAUUAUUAAAGAUUCUCAAAUCAUCCUGGAACAACUUGCCAAUAACAUCAUUAAUUAAUGUAGGGAGUAUAGAAUCUUUUCUUUCAAGACAUCUUACAUUGUCCUUAUGAAAUGGAGUGACAAAUGCAAUUCUGUACUUUUGAAACAGAAAGUAAAAUCUUGUUUGCAUAUCAAAAUUAACAGUACAUUACCAUGUAUGCUUAAUGAGCUAUUAAAACGGUUUGGUAAAAAGUCUGAACAAAUAUAUCCUAACACAAUGUUAAUGAAUGCACAUAAUAACAAUAUCAGAGUUCAGGAGUCCCAGUGCACAUUUUCAUUCUUUGUGGCCUGUUACUGACAGGGUGAUGAGCCUGUAUUUUUAAUGAUUUUUUCAAGAAAUUUUUAAGAUUUAUCCAGUAGAGGGUAGAUUCAAGAAGUUACCAUUAAGAGAUGUUUGGACAGGCUGACAGGGCAACUAUUAAAAUUCCAAGUUUAAUGGACUGACACCUACAUGCAUCAGAGGACUUAUUCACUGAGCUUUGUUUCCUUUUACUAUAUAUAUAUGUACAUGGUAAUGAUAAUCUGGAUUUCCAAGCACCAUUUACCUAGAAAUAAUCUAUCCCAAGGCACAGUAUUAUCAUUACCCCGACUUUAGCUCAAGCUGCUGUUUUCAGAGCUCAGCACAUUCAAGGAUUUAAUCCUGCCGAAUUCACCUCACCUAGGAGCCGUUUCAUAAAGCUGCACAUAUUAAAGUUAAAAAUGAAUUCAUGCACGACUGGUGACCAUUUCUUUGGCUAAAUAAUAUAUCUGUAUGUAGCUAGUCAUGCAUAAAAUCGUGAGUAACAUUACAAACAGCUUUAUGAAACACCCACCUGGGUUGAGUGCAGCAAAAUAUGGGUAAAAACACACCGUGGCUGGGAUUCAAGUCCACGACCCUCUGAUUGAAAGAACCAAAGAUGCCCCCACGUAUGACGUAUGCACAUAUCUAAACAUUACAGCAUUAAAUAAGGCUAUGUUAUAUCUGCAUCAUGUCUGAACAAAUAUGCCAUACAUCAACUUGCAAGUCGAAGUACAUGUCUAUUUCUCAAGGUACAUGUACAUGCAUAGCAGAUUAUAUCCUAAUGUGAAAGCUCCUAGAAAUAAACAAAUUGCAUAUAUGUACAACUUAACUCAUAAAAAGACAAAUGUAUUUUGAAUAAUAUGAUUAUUUGGCCAAAUUUCUGAUUACCAGUACAAAAAAAAAUAGUUUUUAUAACUUUCAAUGUCAAUAAGUGAAUGAAAUCAACCAAGCAUCUAAAUGCUUUACAUGACCUCAUUAGUUUCCCUUCUCUCUACUGGCCCUCACACUUUUUUUGUUUAUCUAAUUUUUGCAUUUUUAUUCAAUGCAGAUUGUAAUUUGUUUAUGUCAGUGGUUGUAUGCUUGUUAUUCAUUAUUCAGAGGUUAACAAGGUUGUAAAAAUGAUGACUGAUACUGAAUUUUUUCAUGUGAAGUAUUAAAAUAGCUGGAAAUUUUUCAAUAGC
Molecule: messenger RNA, 6457 nt
Organism: Lytechinus pictus (painted urchin)
Lineage: Eukaryota; Metazoa; Echinodermata; Echinoidea; Temnopleuroida; Toxopneustidae
Product: probable G-protein coupled receptor No9
Exons: 2
Coding region: 1390-2625 (411 amino acids)
Biological process (GO): G protein-coupled receptor signaling pathway
Cellular component (GO): membrane
Molecular function (GO): G protein-coupled receptor activity
Source: RefSeq, a predicted model, not a curated record